AUGAAUAACAGUUUACAAUAUGUAGCUUGUAGAACAAGUUUUGAGAAGUCAAUUAUGAAGCGAACCAAAAGGUCAACAAAGAAGAGAGUUGUAAAGGUUAAUAUUCCCCCUUCAAACUCAACUUCCAUUACUCAACCUCAUCUCGCUCCACCCUUAUUUCAGCCUCAACUCACUCAACCACAGCUCACUCCACCCUUAUUUCAGCCUCAACUCACUCAACCUCAACCACUACCCAUUCCACUUCAGCCUCAACUCACUCAACCACAGCUCACUCCACCCUUAUUUCAGCCUCAACUCACUCAACCACAGCUCACUCCACCCUUAUUUCAGCCUCAACUCACUCAACCACAGCUCACUCCACCCUUAUUUCAGCCUCAACUCACUCAACCUCAACCACUACCCAUUCCACUUCUAUUUCAACCUCAACCACAACCCAUUCUAUUCGUAUUUCAACCUCAACCCUUUACACCUUCAUUUCAACCACAAUCCAACCAACUUAUUCAUCCUCAACCCCAAUCAAGACCCAAAUCCACCCAAUCUCAUCCUCCAAUAUCUCAACCCCCACCCAUAUAUCGAUCUCGUCCUCAAUCCACUCAAUCUUACCCUCCACCACCGCAAUCUCAAGCUCAACCUCGAUUACGAUCCAAAUCCAAGCAAUCUCACCCUCCACCACUUCAAGCUCAACCUCAAGCUCGAUCUUCAUCUAGUCAUAUUAGCGGUGAAGAAAAUACAUCAAAAAAUCCAAUACUCCUAAAAGGGGAUGGGUUUGAUCAACACAAACUACUAAUUUCAACAAUUGCUAGCAUCUUACGUUCUAGCUUGGAAGAGGGAAAACCGUCAUGGAAAAAGUUAAGUAAAGAUAAGCGAAAUGAUUUGUUCGACUUAUUUAAAAAAAGGUUUACAUGGCCCCCAACUUUGAACGACAUGGUGCGACGCAACUUUGAAAAACGGAGUGCAGCUAAGAUGUCGCUUCAAAGCGAGGGAUUUGUUGGAUCUUCUUCUCAUCCAAACUCAUCACCACAACUCAACGAUGAAACUGAUGAAGAUAGUGAGGAUGUUGGUAGUGAUCAUAUUGAGUAG
This is a messenger RNA of Cicer arietinum (chickpea), 1080 nucleotides long. NCBI's taxonomy places the organism in Eukaryota, Viridiplantae, Streptophyta, Magnoliopsida, Fabales, Fabaceae. The record is from RefSeq and is a predicted model, not a curated record.